Messenger RNA from Fusarium tjaetaba, 3813 nucleotides. Its product is annotated as multidrug resistance. Gene Ontology annotation, cellular component: membrane. Gene Ontology annotation, biological process: transmembrane transport. Gene Ontology annotation, molecular function: ABC-type transporter activity; ATP hydrolysis activity; ATP binding. The coding region runs from base 1 to 3813 and encodes 1270 amino acids. The record is from RefSeq and is a predicted model, not a curated record. Lineage: Eukaryota; Fungi; Ascomycota; Sordariomycetes; Hypocreales; Nectriaceae. The transcript has 10 exons.
AUGGCUGAAGCUAAAGAGAAAGAAACGAUACCGACUGGCGGUUCACAAUCUGGUUCUGCUGUAUCGAAUAAUCAGGUCAUGGCUGUUACUAUUGAACACGACGGGGAUGAAAAGGGUGAUACAAAGGAUGAAAAGAAGGAUACCAGCUUCAAGUACUACCUGGCAAGAUGGAUCCUCAACAGCAUCGCAUUCGUGGCCAUGAUCGCCGCUGGAACGAUAUUACCCCUGAUGGACCUUGUUUUUGGAAAGUUCAUCAACGUUUUUACUGAUUUUGCAACUGGAGCGUUGUCGCCUGCUGGGUAUCGAAGUGAAGUCAGCAAGUACAGCUUGUACUUUAUCUACCUCUUUAUCGCAAAGUUUGCUUUGACAUAUCUUUGGACGAUUCUCGUCUCUAUUGCUGCUAUCAACACCACAAAAGCACUGCGUGUCGACUUUGUACGAAGCACCCUUCGUCAAGAAGUUGCUUUCUUCGACUCUCCAUCAUCAUCAAUUCCUGGACAAAUCACAACAAAUGGAAAUCUCAUCAACCAAGGAAUCUCCGAAAAGUUUGGCAUCACCAUCGCAGCUCUUUCAACUUUCGUCUCAGCCUUUGUCGUCGCUUUCGCCGUGCAAUGGAAAUUGACACUCAUUGUCCUCGCUAUCAUACCCGUCAACCUCGUUGUAACAAUCAUCUGCGUCGCUAUCGAUACUGGCUAUGAAUAUGCCAUGUUUGAUGUCUACUCGCGAUCGAGUUCCUUGGCGGAGGAGGCUUUCUCGACUAUUCGAACUGCUCAUGCUUUCUGGGCGUUCCCCAAGCUAUCCAAUAGAUUCACCGACACUCUUGAGGAGGCCAGGAGGAUUGGUCAUAAGAAGUCUUGGGUGUACAUGGUUCUGUUCCCAACUGAGUUCUUUUGUAUCUUUGCGGGUUAUGGAUUGGCUUUUUGGCAGGGUAUGAGGAUGUACUCUGAGGGUGAGAUCACUCAGCCUGGUACAGUUGUUACUGUCAUUUUUGCAGUUCUUGUUGCUGCUACAGCUCUCACUCAAAUCGCCCCCCAGACAAUCGCCAUCUCCAAGGCCACUGCAGCUGCACAAGAGAUGUUUGAGAUGAUCGAUCGCAAGUCUCAAAUCGAUGCUUUAUCGCAGGAAGGAGACACAAUCCCUGAUUUCAAGGGCGAUAUCCAGUUCCGUGGCGUUCGCUUUGCGUACCCAUCACGAGCCAACGUCGAAAUCCUCCACUCACUCAACCUCGACAUCCCGGCCGAUCAAACGACUGCUUUAGUUGGUGCUAGUGGAUCAGGAAAGAGUACUAUCUUUGGACUCUUGGAGCGAUGGUAUAUGCCAAGCGCUGGUUCUAUCACUCUCGAUGGACGCCCUGUUGAGAGCUUGAACUUGCAAUGGCUGCGAACAAACAUCAGAAUGGUUCAGCAGGAACCGACUCUAUUCAGCGGCACCAUCUAUCAAAACGUUGUUGAUGGCUUGACCGGUACCUCUAUGGUGGACCUUUCAGAAGAAGAAAAGAAACGCAUGGUUGUCGACGCCUGUAAAUCGGCUUACGCCCACGAUUUCAUCGAGACAUUGCCAAAUGGCUACGAUACUUGGAUCGGCGAGCGAGGCGCCUCUUUAUCCGGUGGACAGAAGCAACGUGUAGUCAUUGCUCGCAGCAUCAUUUCUAACCCUAAAGUCCUUAUGCUCGACGAAGCUACCAGCGCUCUUGACCCCAACGCCGAAAAAAUCGUGCAGCAAGCUCUCAACAACGUCGCCAAGGGUCGAACCAUGAUCGUCAUCGCUCACAGACUCUCUACGAUUAGAGAUGCUGAUAACAUCAUUGUCAUGGCCAAGGGUGAAACUAUCGAGCAAGGUUCUCACGAUUCUCUGAUUGAGCGAGGCGGUACAUACUCGCGUCUUGUUCGCUUGCAGGAUCUUGGAAAGGGAAGUGCUUCAACAGAAGAUGAGGAUAGUGAGACGGAUAAGGAGGAGCCAGUUUCUGGCCUUGAUCCUGUUCUGUCUCGCGCUUCUCAGCAUGCUACAGCCGAUAUCUCGCAGGACGAUGGAAUCAACCAUGGGCUGCUGAAGGGCCUUUGGCUUGUCAUUAAGGAGCAGCGGUCGCUGUGGUUCUCCGGGUUCAUUCUGGUCAUCAUAUCAUUAUUGGGAGGCGGUACUUACCCAGCAUUGGCCAUUCUCUUCUCCAAAACAAUGAAGGCUUUUGAGACCAUCGACGUCAGCGAGGCCAACUUCUUCUCACUCAUGUUCUUCGUUGUUGCUCUUGCAAACUUUGUCAUCUAUGCUGUCGCUGGCUGGGUUUGCAAUGAGAUCGGCCAGCAUAUUAUGACUGUAUAUCGUGGCGAACUGUUCGACAACACCCUUCGACAAGACAUGGUCUUCUUCGACGAUCCCAACCGUGGAACUGGUGCUCUCGUUUCACGACUGGCUGCCGAGCCUACGAGUCUCCAGGAACUUCUAUCCAUGAACCUAUCACUCAUCAUGAUCAACAUUGUCACUGUUCUAUCUAGUUCCAUUCUCGCCAUUGCCUACGGCUGGAAGCUCGGUCUUGUUCUGACGCUUUGUGCUCUACCCGUUCUUGUCGGUUCAGGAUAUGUCCGAAUCCGUCUUGAGUACAAGUUCGACGAUGAUACUGCUGGACGGUUUGCGAAGAGUAGCAGCUUGGCUUCUGAAGCUGUGUUGGGAAUCAGGACUGUGUCUUCACUGGCCUUGGAGCGUGCUGUCAUUGAGAGAUACAGCAGUGCCCUUGAAGGACUUGCUAAGGAGGCAAUUGCUGGUUUGGGAUGGAAGAUGUUGUUCUACUCUUUCAGUCAGUCGGCGUCUUUCCUGGCCAUGGCGCUGGGUUUCUGGUACGGUGGCCGCCUUGUUUCUUUCGGCGAGUAUACCACAGAUCAGUUCUACGUCAUCUUCAUCGCCGUCGUCUUCUCUGGAGAAACAUCAGCCAUGCUCUUCCAAUACACCACGAGUAUCACCAAAGCACGAACCGCCAUCAACUACAUCUUCCAACAGCGUCGUCAAAAGGCCCUUCAUGAUGACGCAGACAAUGGACCAGGAGCGUUGGGAAGUGAGAAGUCAUCUGAGAAGGGUAUUGAUGUGUCUUGCGAGGAGAUCACAUUCGCUUACCCCCGUCGACCAAAGUUACAGGUUCUCAAAGGCGUCGAUAUCAGCAUCGAAUCAGGAAAGAUGAUUGCCCUAGUUGGUGCAUCAGGUUGUGGUAAAUCGACCAUGAUAGCGCUUCUUGAGCGUUUCUAUGAUCCGACUUCGGGUAUGUUGCUUGCGGAUGGGCAGGAUAUCAAGACGAAGGACAGACGCCUGCAUAGAAGGGACAUUGCUCUUGUUCAGCAAGAACCAGUCUUGUAUCAGGGCUCUAUCAGGGACAACAUCUCCCUCGGUAUCGAAGAAGGCGUUCCCUCUGACGAGGAGAUCAUUGAAGCUUGCAAACAGGCCAACGUCUACGAAUUCGUUUCCUCUCUCCCUGAGGGUCUUACUACGCCCUGCGGAAACCAAGGUCUCUCACUCUCAGGGGGCCAACGACAACGUAUUGCCAUCGCCCGAGCUCUUAUCCGCAAGCCACGCCUUCUCCUCCUUGAUGAAGCUACAAGUGCUCUGGACACGGAAAGCGAGAAGGUCGUCAAAGAAGCCUUGGAUAGAGCAGUUGAGGGAAGAACAACAGUUUCUGUGGCUCAUCGACUGAGCACAAUUCGAGACGCUGAUGUUAUCUGUGUCUUUGCAGGUGGAAAGAUUGUUGAGAGAGGACGACACGAGGAGCUUGUUGCGAAGAGGGGUCUUUACUACGAGAUGGUGUUGGGUCAGUCUUUAGAUAGGGAGGCAUAA